UUAUGUGAUUUUGGUUUUGAAUAAAACGCCGGAAUUUUCGUAUAAAAUCAAUUGACAUAAUGUGUUUGUAGUGACGAACGAUACUGAUCGAAUACAGCUGUGCUGAUUAAGCAUUUUCAAAGGUAAAAAUUUCUGUGCAGACGAGUAUCUGGGGCGUAAAGUACAUAUCAGGAUUUGCAUCCUUUACCGAGCACUGAGUGCAAUUGUUUUGGGAUACAUUGAGAGAUAAGUCAAAGUCACACGAUAUGUCAUUCGCAAUAAAAAGGUUCCCGCUGUCAAGAAUGGUCGCUUCACUACUUCAUCAACAUCACAGUCAUUUACGGCCAAUUCCAGCCACCAUUCACACCAAUUCACAGUUAAAUUCAUUCAAGUCUUGGUACCAAAGUAAGUGGAUGCCGCGUAAGCUAGAGCCGCCCUACACUCACAUCGUUCAAGUCGGCGAUCCGGUUUUGCGCCAAAAGUCGGUUCCUGUCCCACUGGAUGCCAUCAAAUCGAAAGAAUUGAAUUUCUUUAUCGACCAAUUGAUCCGAGUGAUGUCCGAUUAUCAAGUGGCAGGAAUAGCAGCACCACAAGUGGGGCUCGAUUUGCAGAUUAUUAUCUUGGAAUUCAGCGACCAAUUGAAGAGAGAAUUUUCACCCGAGAUUUAUAAAGUACGAGAAAUGGAGACAUUGCCACUAACAGUGUUGAUAAAUCCCGAAAUGAAAGUGACCGACUACAGCAAACGGACCUACGACGAGGCAUGUGCAAGUGUUUGUGGAUAUAAGGGUGAAGUGACUCGGUACGCAGGUGUUACAUUGACUGGACUGAAUCGUAAUGGCGAAAAGCAGGAGUUACAUCUGAAAGGAUGGAAUGCACGCAUCGCCCAACAUGAAAUGGACCACUUGAAUGGGAUCAUGUAUACGGACAUUAUGAAUCGACGGACGUUUAGUUGCACUUGCUGGCAUACGGUUAAUUUGAAGCAAGGCGAUGUCAGAAUGGCAUUCGGUCCAAAGUGAAACAGUCAAAUGAAACGUGUGUCGGUCGUGCGUUAGCAUAGAGUCAAAUGUCUUGCAAUAAAUAUAUUUUAUAAAAAAAGUCAUGAGGCUACACGACACGUGUGUACCCAUUGGCUACGAGUACAUUAUUACAA
Bradysia coprophila is the source of this 1129-nucleotide messenger RNA. RefSeq names its product peptide deformylase, mitochondrial-like. Gene Ontology annotation, cellular component: mitochondrion. The record is from RefSeq and is a predicted model, not a curated record. Gene Ontology annotation, biological process: N-terminal protein amino acid modification; peptidyl-methionine modification. Gene Ontology annotation, molecular function: peptide deformylase activity. Lineage: Eukaryota; Metazoa; Arthropoda; Insecta; Diptera; Sciaridae.